GUUGCCCCUCGUUCCCCAAAGUUUCGCUGCCUCACAUGUUGACGGAGUGCACUGUUUUUAUAUCCUUUUUAUUCCGCGGAGGCGCCGAAGCUUGGUUUGUUACGCCACCGAGCCCCACAGCCCCCAGUUACGAACAGUUUCCUGCUGGCCAGGAGGCUGUAUGGGUUCUGAAGGAGGACGUGGGACACUAUUCCAAACACGAGUGGUGCUCAGCGUUGCAUGUGGCUUUUGUUUCGGUGGGAAGGUUCUGCAGUGUACCAGGCAGCGUAAACAAACAUGCCCAUAAGGCGUUUCGGAGGUCAUAGGUCAUUGGUCUCCCACGCUCCGAAGCUGUCGUAUGGUUAUUCCAAGAUGAACAUCUCCAGAGGUGGCUACCGUGUGUUCUCUGCCAACUCCACCGCCGCCUGCAUGGAGUUGGCCAAGACUAUCACAGAGCGUCUCGGAGUGGAGUUGGGCAAGUCGGUGGUGUAUCAGGAGGCGAACGCUGAGACCAGAGUUCAUGUGGAAGAGUCGGUCCGUGGACAAGACAUCUUCAUCAUUCAAACCAUUCCCAAAGAUGUCAACACAGCCAUCAUGGAGCUGCUCAUCAUGGCAUAUGCUCUGAAGACAUCUUGUGCCAACAACAUCAUUGGAGUCAUUCCGUACUUUCCCUACAGCAAACAGUGCAAGAUGAGGAAGAGAGGCUCCAUUGUCUGCAAGCUACUGGCCUCCAUGUUGGCCAAAGCUGGACUCACUCACAUCAUCACAAUGGACCUGCAUCAGAAGGAAGUUCAGGGCUUUUUUAGCUUCCCUGUUGACAACCUGCGAGCUUCGCCCUUCCUCAUCCAGUACAUCCAGGAUCAGAUACCUGACUACCGGAACGCUGUCAUUGUAGCCAAGUCACCAGCAGCUGCAAAGAGAGCUCAGUCCUACGCUGAGAGGCUGCGGCUGGGGUUGGCGGUUUUGCACGGCGAGGCCAAUCAUUCCGAGUCAGACAUGGCUGACGGAAGACAGUCCCCCCCACAAACCCGCACCACCACCGGACACACUGGCUUGGAGCUGCCCAUGAUGAUGGCGAAGGAGAAGCCACCGAUCACUGUGGUUGGGGACGUGGGAGGAAGAAUUGCCAUCAUUGUCGAUGACAUCAUCGAUGACGCAGAGGACUUCGUAGCUGCUGCAGAGAUCCUGAAAGAGCGAGGAGCGUACAAGAUCUACGUCAUGGCCACACAUGGGCUGCUGUCUGCUGAGGCCCCCCAGCUCAUAGAGGAGUCUGCCAUCGACGAGGUGGUGGUGACCAACACCGUCCCGCACGAGGUGCAGAAACUGCAGUGUCCCAAAAUCAAAACGGUGGACGUGAGCAUGAUCCUGGCCGAGGCCAUCCGCCGCAUCCACAACGGCGAGUCCAUGGCUUACCUCUUCCGCAACAUCACCGUGGACGACUGAGGCGACCCGCGCACCUGGUUCACACGUCGGUGGCACGUGACCAAGCACACAGAGGACCAAUGCUUGACCUUGUGUUUUAUCUUCAAGUCCAAUCAGUAACUGUUUACAAAGUCUUCUAAUCAAAGUAUUCUUGAUCUUGUAUAUGAUUUCAUUAAUUUACUCUGUUGGGGGAAUAAAGCCUGU
Molecule: messenger RNA, 1605 nt
Organism: Synchiropus splendidus (mandarinfish)
Lineage: Eukaryota; Metazoa; Chordata; Actinopteri; Syngnathiformes; Callionymidae
Product: phosphoribosyl pyrophosphate synthase-associated protein 1-like
Exons: 11
Coding region: 277-1422 (381 amino acids)
Biological process (GO): 5-phosphoribose 1-diphosphate biosynthetic process; purine nucleotide biosynthetic process
Cellular component (GO): ribose phosphate diphosphokinase complex; cytoplasm
Molecular function (GO): magnesium ion binding; ribose phosphate diphosphokinase activity
Source: RefSeq, a predicted model, not a curated record